GACCUCACAUCACACCAGGUUCUGGCAGCAGGGCAGCCCUCACUACAGAGCAACCCGAAGAUAACAGUCUGGUUCCCGCACCAUUACCCCGUAACUGCUCUCAGUUGGUCAGAUCAGGUGAGAGCUGUUGAGUUGAGACUUCAAGGUCUCCCCAUUUUGCCCUGCCACUGCUGAGUCGGAAACUUAGGCACAGGGCAAACCUUUCUACGCCAAGUUUAGUCCCCGUGCUGGUCGCCUUCCCUCACCCACUGACCAGCCAUGGCGGCCCUCCAAGCGUGCUCAGCUUCCAGGCUGUGCGUGUCAGCAGCACCCAGGCAAACAGCCGCGCCCCGGCGAAGAGCCACAGUGUGCUCCGCAGACUCCACUCCACUCCUCUACAAGCCCCUCGCCGCCUCCUCCUCCACCCAAUUCACCUCCUUCUCCCCGCUCCCCUCCCGCGCGUCGUGCGCUCCUUCCGCGCGCUCGCGCUCGCAACGCUCCGCGUCCGUGCGAUGCGCGGCGGCGGACCGCCCGGCGUCGCAGCCGCGCAUGAUCCAGCACAAGCAGGAGGCGUUCUGGUUCUACCGCUUCCUCUCGAUCGUCUACGAUCACAUCAUCAACCCCGGUCACUGGACCGAGGACAUGCGUGACGACGCGCUCGAGCCCGCCGAUCUUAACGAUCGCAAUCUGCGCGUGGUGGACGUCGGGGGUGGAACGGGUUUCACGACGCUCGGGGUGGUCAAGCAUGUGGACGCGAAGAACGUGACGAUUCUCGACCAGUCGCCGCACCAGCUCGCGAAGGCCAAGGAAAAGGCGCCGCUUAAGGACUGCACGAUCAUCGAGGGCGACGCGGAGGACCUGCCGUUUCCCACGGACUACGCCGACCGUUACGUGUCGGCCGGCAGCAUCGAGUACUGGCCCGACCCCCAGCGCGGCAUCAAGGAGGCAUACCGCGUGAUCAAGCCGGGCGGCAAGGCGUGUCUCAUCGGCCCGGUGCACCCCACCUUCUGGCUCUCGCGGUUCUUCGCCGACAUGUGGAUGCUCUUCCCCACGGAGCAGGAGUACAUCGACUGGUUCACCAAGGCUGGGUUCUCCGAUGUUAAGCUCAAGAGGAUCGGCCCCAAGUGGUACCGCGGAGACCGCCGCCACGGACUCAUUAUGGGCUGCUCCGUUACUGGCGUGAAGACCAGCCCUGGGGAUUCUCCUCUUCAGAUGGGUCCCAAGGCCGAAGACGUGAAGGGCCCGUUCAACCCCUUCUCGUUCGCCUUCCGUUUCAUUGUCGGCACCAUCUGCAGUCUCUACUACGUCAUCAUUCCCGUCUACAUGUGGCUCAAAGACCAGAUCCUCCCCAAGGACUGGAAGUUCACCGAGAACUAAUAUCGAGGAUUGGGUGGUCUGUGAGGUGUUUUUGCAUAAUACCGCGACUCUUUUUUUCUCGUUACCUAAGGUUCACACUUAUAUCACUGUGCUGCACCUAGUUAGUUGCUUGCUAUUACAAUAUCCAGCUAAACCUGGAGAAAACUCCUAUUGUGAUUGUAGAAAGUGACCAAUGCAUGCUGUUAAUUUUUUUAGGAAAAGUAAAGUGCAAAUUUCCCG
This is a messenger RNA of Closterium sp. NIES-67, 1575 nucleotides long. Lineage: Eukaryota; Viridiplantae; Streptophyta; Zygnematophyceae; Desmidiales; Closteriaceae. The record is from the annotation of a GenBank genome assembly.